AUGCAAACGACCUUUGUCCCCUUCAAACAGCCCUCCCACCGCCCCCACUCCCACUCCCGCCCCCGCUCCCCCGACUCAGACUCCGAAACCCCCGACUGGCGCCUUCAAAAACCCUUCGGCGCCGGCCUGAAGCGCAAACGCCUCGUCAAGUUCGUCCCCGCCACCGACACCUCCCUCUCCUCCACCACCACAACCACCCCCGCACCCAAAUCCACCAAAACCGGCGCCGAGGUCUCAAACCUCUACCUCUCCCUCGUCGGGCUCUCCACGCCCCGCCCCGGCCCCGCCCCGCCGCCAGAGACCUGCCCGGACUGCGCCCUCCCAAUCACCGACGCGGCCACGCACGCCACGUCAACCGCGCACCUCGCGGCCCUCCCGCACGCGCACCCGCCGCACCCGUAUGACCGCUCGAGCAAGGGUCUCAAGGUGCUGAUGGAGUCCGGGUGGGACCCGGACGCGCGCGUGGGGCUGGGGAAGGAGGGGGAGGGGAUGCGGUACCCGCUGAAGACGGUGCCGAAGGAUGACAAGUUUGGUGUGGGGGUCAAGAAGCGGAAGGGCGGUGCGGUGGCGGCGGGGGCGGGGGUUGUGAAGAAGAGGGAGGGGGUGAAGGAGGCGAGGAGGAGGGAGGAGGUGGGGAAGAGGGUGAGGGGCAGGUUGAUGGGGGAGUUGGGGGGUGGGGUGGAUGUGCAGGAGGUUUUGAAUAGGAGGAUGGAGUAG
This is a messenger RNA of Morchella sextelata, 717 nucleotides long. RefSeq lists its product as uncharacterized. The transcript has a single exon. The record is from RefSeq and is a predicted model, not a curated record. Gene Ontology annotation, molecular function: nucleic acid binding. The coding region runs from base 1 to 717 and encodes 238 amino acids. NCBI's taxonomy places the organism in Eukaryota, Fungi, Ascomycota, Pezizomycetes, Pezizales, Morchellaceae.